AUGAAGGUCUCUGUGUUCUCUACACUCCUCUUGGCCACUAGUGCCUUUGCCGGCCGCAGUGCUCAGCAUGUCAACAAGAAGCUGCCUGAGCGUAUUCGACGUGAGCCUGCUGGUUUGCCUGCUGUAGGUCUGGACAAGAGAGCUGCCAUCAAGAAGAAGCACCAUAUCAUUCCUCAGAACAAGAACACAACAANNUAUGCUGUUGACGGUACCAAGAUCCCCGAUGUUAAUUUCGAUAUUGGCGAGAGUUAUGCUGGUUUGAUGCCUAUCUCUUCGCAGCAGAAUGCUAGCGAGCUUUACUUCUGGUUCUUCCCUUCGGAGGACUCUCAUGCGAGUGAUGAGAUCUUGAUCUGGCUCAAUGGCGGUCCGGGGUGCAGUAGUCUUGAGGGUCUGCUGCAGGAGAAUGGACCCUUCUUGUGGCAAUAUGGUACAUACGCUCCGGUCAAGAACAACUACGCCUGGAACAACCUUACCAACACUGUCUGGGUCGAACAACCUGCCGGUACUGGUUUCAGCUCAAAGGGGAGCACACCCUCGGCAACUAGCGAAGAGGAGGUCGCAGAACAGUUUGCCGGAUUCUGGAAGAACUUUAUCGAGACUUUUGGUCUGCAGCACAAGAAAGUCUACAUUACUGGCGAAAGUUACGCUGGUUUCUACGUUCCUUACAUUGCCGACAACUUCAUCCAGAAGAACGACUCGGCUCUCUAUGAUGUUCAUGGUAUCAUGAUCCACGACCCUUCCAUUUCCUAUGAUGUUGUGCUGCAGGACAUCCCGGCCACUCCCUUUGUUGACUACUGGGGUGGGCUUUUCAACCUGAACCAGACAUUCAUGGACGAUAUUCACAACCGCUCCGAUGCUUGUGGCUAUACUGCGUUCAUGGAGGAGGCUCUUGCUUUCCCACCCAAGGGUCUGCUUCCCGCUCCACCAAAUGCAGACUACAGCAUGCCUGGCUGUGAGCUCUGGAACGACAUCUUCAGCGCCGUCAGCCUUGUCAACCCAUGUUUCGACAUCUACCAAGUCGCUACCACCUGCCCUCUGCUCUGGGAUGUCCUCGGUUUCCCUGGCAGUUUUGACUACCUGCCUCAAGGUGCCGAGAUCUACUUCAAUCGCACAGAUGUCCAGAAGGCCAUCAACGCCCCCGUCCAAGAAUGGGAAGAGUGCACUUCUGGUAUCCUCCGUAAGGACACCAGCGAAUAUACCUCAUUGAGUGUACUCCCCAAAGUUAUUGAGCACACCAACAACGUCAUUAUCGGCCAGGGCAUGCUCGACUACAUCAUCUCUUACAAUGGAACACUCAUGGCCAUCCAGAACAUGACUUACGGUGGUGCCCAAGGGUUCAGCCAAGGCCCUCAGACCUGGGAUGACUUCUUCGUUCCUUACCAUUCCGAGCUCAACCAAGGAGAUCUUGCUGGCUCUGGUGUCGUGGGCAAAUACCACACUGAACGCGGUCUUACUUUCGCUACUGUACAACUAAGUGGUCACAUGAUAAACCAGUACGCACCCUCUGCCGCAUAUCGUCUGGUUGAAGUCUUGCUUGGUAGAGUAAAGACUCUUGGUACCGAGACCAACUUCAGUACCCAGAAGGGCAACUUUGGCAACGGCUUCGACUUUGUCACAGCCAACGUCACCAAGUAG
Molecule: messenger RNA, 1635 nt
Organism: Aureobasidium vineae
Lineage: Eukaryota; Fungi; Ascomycota; Dothideomycetes; Dothideales; Saccotheciaceae
Source: the annotation of a GenBank genome assembly